Lemur catta (Ring-tailed lemur) is the source of this 1741-nucleotide messenger RNA. Its product is annotated as cytochrome P450 2C21-like. The coding region runs from base 43 to 1512 and encodes 489 amino acids. Gene Ontology annotation, molecular function: iron ion binding; oxidoreductase activity, acting on paired donors, with incorporation or reduction of molecular oxygen, reduced flavin or flavoprotein as one donor, and incorporation of one atom of oxygen; heme binding. The transcript has 9 exons. Gene Ontology annotation, cellular component: intracellular membrane-bounded organelle; cytoplasm. Gene Ontology annotation, biological process: xenobiotic metabolic process. The record is from RefSeq and is a predicted model, not a curated record. Lineage: Eukaryota; Metazoa; Chordata; Mammalia; Primates; Lemuridae.
UUGGAUUCUAAGCUUUCAACUGCAUUUACACAAAGCACAUCAAUGGAGCUCUUCAUUGUCCUGGUGAUUUGUCUUUGUUGUUUGAUUCUAUUUUCUCUGUGGAAUGGAAGCUAUGCCAAAGGAAAGCUUCCCCCUGGCCCGACUCCUCUCCCAAUUGUUGGAAAUAUUCUACAGUUAAAUACUAAGAACAUCAGCAAAUCUCUAAGCAUGCUAGCAAAAGAUUAUGGCUCUGUAUUCACUGUGUAUUUUGGCAUGAAGCCCACCGUGGUGUUGCAUGGAUACAAAGCAGUGAAGGAGGCCCUAAUUGACUGGGGAGAAGAAUUUUCUGGCAGAGGGAUUCUCCCAAUGUCAGAAAAAGUCACCAAAAAUUUAGGAAUUGUUUUCAGCAAUGGAAAAAUAUGGAAGCACACCCGGCGUUUCUCCCUCAUGGUUUUGCGGAAUAUGGGGAUGGGGAAAAAAACCAUUGAAGACCGAAUUCAAGAGGAAAUCUCUUAUCUGGUGGAAACGUUAAAAAAAACCAAUGCAUCUCCCUGUGAUCCCACUUCCCUUCUGUCCUGUGUUCCCUGCAAUGUGAUCUGCUCUGUCAUUUUCCACACUCGUUUUGACUACAAUGACCCGAAAUUUCAAACCUUGAUUAAGUAUUUUCAUGAAAACCUUAUGAUUGUAAGCAGCCCUUGGAUGCAGCUCUACAAUGCUUUCCCUCUUUUACAUUAUAUCCCAGGACGUCACAAGAAGUUAUUUAAAAAUGUUGCUUGCCAAAAAGAGUUUAUUUUGGAGAAGGUAAAACAGCAUCAAGAAUUACUGGACAUCAAUAACCCUCAGGACUUUAUUGAUUACUUCCUGAUUAAAAUGGAAAAGGAAAAACACAAUAAAGAGUCAGAAUUUACCAUGGACAACUUGAUCAUUACCGUAUGGGAUAUGUUUGGUGCAGGGACAGAGACAACGAGCACCACAAUGAGAUAUGGACUCUUGCUCCUGCUGAAGCACCCUGAGGUCGCAGCUAAAGUCCAGCAAGAGAUUGACCGUGUGAUUGGCAGACAGCGGAGCCCCUGCAUGCAGGACAGGAGCCGCAUGCCCUACACGGAUGCUGUGGUGCACGAGAUCCAGAGAUACAUUGACCUGCUCCCCACCAACUUGCCCCAUGCGGUGACUGAGGACAUUCAGUUUAGAGAAUACUUUAUUCCAAAGGGCACAAAUAUACUAAUACACCUGUCUUCUGUGCUGCACGAUGACAAAGAGUUUCCCAACCCACAGCAGUUUGACCCUGGCCACUUUCUGGAUGAGAGUGGCAACUUUAAGAAGAGUGACUACUUCAUGCCUUUCUCAGCAGGAAAAAGAGUUUGCGUUGGAGAGAGCCUGGCCCGCAUGGAGCUGUUUCUAAUCCUGACCAGCAUUUUGCAGAAUUUUACCUUGAAACCUCUGGUUGAUCCAAAGGACAUUGACACCACCCCAAUUGACAACGGGUUAGGCUCUGUACCACCCUUCUAUGAGCUCUGUUUCAUUCCAGUCUGAAGAAAGUGCAGCCUACCGAACUUCAGAGCAAGACCCUCCAGCCUCAUCUGAACAAACCAGACACUUGCUGACCUUGUGCCAGCUAUUUGGUAUCCACCUCUAUCUUAACAGCAGGAAUGUCAUCUCUGAGCCCCAUCUCUUCUAAUUUUCCCCCACCCUUCACAUUUCCUAAAAUUCCUCACCCUUCAAAUUUCCCAGCAUAAAAUAAAGCUCCCCGUUUCAUCUCCAA